AUGCGAAAAAAUGAUAAUCAAAGAAUUCUUGAGGAAUUAUUAGCUAUUUCUUUUUAUGAUGUUAAAUUACCUGAUGAAAUACUAUUUGACCAGACGACCUAUUUGAGUUUCAUGCAUUUAAAUGAACUGAGGAACUUAAAGAUCAAACCAUUAUCAAGUUGUAGAAUUAAAUUUCUUCUUUGCAGUUUGCAGCAUACCAUUUAUUGGGUAUUGACGGAGAUCAUGCACUCACAAGAAUAUGUUCAUAAGAAAUGCGAAUGCAAGUGGAACGUUCCUGAUUUGAAUAUCUAG
This is a messenger RNA of Clunio marinus, 291 nucleotides long. NCBI's taxonomy places the organism in Eukaryota, Metazoa, Arthropoda, Insecta, Diptera, Chironomidae. The record is from the annotation of a GenBank genome assembly.